Molecule: messenger RNA, 2889 nt
Organism: Lodderomyces pseudojiufengensis
Lineage: Eukaryota; Fungi; Ascomycota; Pichiomycetes; Serinales; Debaryomycetaceae
Exons: 1
Coding region: 1-2889 (962 amino acids)
Biological process (GO): protein import into nucleus
Cellular component (GO): nucleus; cytoplasm
Molecular function (GO): nuclear import signal receptor activity; small GTPase binding
Source: RefSeq, a predicted model, not a curated record
AUGUCUUGGACACCAGAUCAAAAUGCAUUAGAACAAUUAAAACAUAUUUUUAAAGGAACAUUAUCAUCAAAUAAUCAAGAAAGAAAAUUAGCAAAUGAUGCUUUGAUACAAGCAAAAGAAAAUUCAGAAAUUGAAAAUUAUUUAUUAACUUUAUUAAUAAUUGAUGAUCAUACCACAGGAUCUGAUGUUAGAGCUGCAGCAGGAAUAAAUUUAAAAAAUCAUAUAUUAAAAAAUAAAUAUGAUACGGCUACAACAAUUGAUAGAAGUUUCUUGUUGAAUAAUAUUAUGAAAGGUUUAAAUUCAAAUGAUUUAUUAGUUCGAAAUAUUACUGGAAAUGUUAUAACUACUUUAUUUUCAAUAUAUGGAUUAGAUAAAUGGAGUUCUUCAUUAAGUCAAUUAAUACAGCUAGCUAAUUCACCUACCUCCGCAUCAUCAAAUGAUUAUACAACUCAAGAAUCAGCAAUGAGUGCAUUAUCUAAAAUUUGUGAAGAUUCAUAUUUACAAUUAGAUCAAGAAAUAAAUGGUGAAAGACCUUUAAAUUAUCUUAUACCAGAGUUAUUAAAAAUUUUAGAUCUUCCCCUUUCAAAUUCAACUUUUAAAAUAAAAUCAUUUGUUAUACAUUGUAUUAAUCAAUUUAUAUUAUUAAAUACUCAAUCGUUUCUAAUAAUUAUUGAUUUAUAUCUUGAAAAAAUAUUUCAAUUAGCUCAAUUGAUAGAUAACAUAAACAACAAAGAUAAUUUAAAAGAUUUAAAUUUAUUAAAAAAAAAUAUUAUAAUUUCAUUUUUAUCAAUAUUAGAAACAAGACCAGAUAAAUUGGUACCUCAUAUAGAAGGUAUAUUAAAUUAUUGUUUACAUAUAUUAAAUUCAACAAAUUCAUCUCAAGAAUUAAGUUUAGAAAGUUGUGAAUUUUUAUUUAGUUUAUCAAAUUCCGCUGAUUUUAAAUUUUUAUUUACUAUAGAUAAAUUAAAAAUUAUUUUACCUAUAUUAUUAGAUAAAAUGAUUUAUUCAGAAGAUGAUUUAUUAAAUAUUGAAAUUGAAGAUGAAAAAGAUGAUACUAAUAUUGAAGAUAAAGAUGAUGAUAUAAAACCUAAUUUUAUAAAAUCAAAAGAUGCUAGAGCUGUAUCUAAUGGUAAUAAUAAAAAUGGAACAAGUAAUGGGAAUAUUAAUGAUAAUGAUAAAAACGAUGAUGAUCAAGAAGAUAACGAAGAAGAUGAUGAAGAUGACGAUGAUGAUGAAGAUGAAGAUGGAACAGACACAUACUGGAGUUUAAGAAAAUGUUCAGCUGCAACAUUAGAUAUAUUAAGUGAAAAUUUACCACAAGAAGUUUUAGUAUUAGCAUUACCUAUAUUACAAAAUAAAAUUACAUCAUCAGAAUGGCCAGUUAGAGAAGCAGCAAUAUUAGCAUUUGGAGCAAUGAGUUCAAGUUUUAUAUCAUUAGCAAAAGAUAAAUUACCUGAAUUAGUACCAUUUUUAGUUGAUUUAUUAAAAGAUCCAAAUCCAAGAGUAAGACAAAUUACAUGUUGGACAUUAUCAAGAUAUGUUAUAUGGAUAAAUGAAGAAGCUUAUGAAGGUGGAAAUUAUUCAAAUUAUUUUCAACCUACUUUCCAAUCUAUUAUGAAUUGUACAUUAGAUUCAAAAAAAAUUGUUCAAGAAGCUGCUUGUAGUGCAUUAUCUUCAUUUAUUGAAGAAAGUGAUUUAAAUUUAAUUGAAAAAAAUUUAAACAAUUUAUUAAAUUUAUUUACAGAGUGUUUUAAAAUUUAUCAAAAAAAAAAUCUUAUAAUAUUAUAUGAUUGUAUACAAACAUUUGUUGAAAAAAUGGGUUAUGAAAAUUUAUCUGCUGAUCCAAAUUAUGUACAAAUUUUAUUACCUCCUUUAUUAAAUAAAUGGAAUUCAUUAAAUGAUGAAGAUAAUGCAUUAUGGCCCCUUUUAGAAUGUAUGGCAUCAAUAGCAGCAACUUUAAAAGAUCUUUUUGCUCCUUAUGCUAUUCCAAUAUAUGAAAGAUCUUUAACAAUAUUAUCAAAUUGUAUAAUAAUGGAUCAAAAUUGUUCAAUAGAUCCAAAUAUAAAUUCUCCUGAAAAAGAUUUUAUUGUUACAUCUAUAGAUUUAAUUGAUGGAUUAAUUCAAGGAUUUGAAUAUCAUUCAAUUGAUUUAAUUAAUUAUAAUGGUGAUUCUAAAAAUUCUUCAAAUCUUGUGGAUUUAUUAUUAGUAUGUUUUGAAGAUUAUAAUCAAGAUGUAAGACAAUCCGCUUAUGCAUUAUUAGGAGAUUUAGCAAUAUAUGUUAUAAAUAUUUUAAAACCUCAAUUACAUUCAAUUUUCCUAAGUAUUGGAAAUGAAAUUAAUAAUAGAUCUUUGGAAACUUAUCCAGUUUAUAAUAAUGCAAUAUGGUCAUUAGGUGAAAUUAUAAUAAGAUUAUCCCACACGGAAAUUGAAAAUUAUUUAGAAAAUUUUUUAAAUUUAUUAAUUCCUUUAAUAAAUGAUUCAAGUUUACAAACUACAGUAUUAGAAAAUUGUUCAAUUUGUUUAGGUAGAAUGGGAGAAAAUGGAUCUCAAAUAUUAGCACCAAGAUUGAUAGAAUUUAUUCAACCUUGGUGUAAAUAUACUUUAAAUUUAAUAGAUAAUGAAGAAAAACAAACUUCUGUCCUAGGUAUGAUAAAAAUUAUCUCGCUAAAUCCAAAUGAAGGAUUUGGAGGAUUAUCAACUCAACAAGGUAAAAUUAAUCUUGCUAAAUUUUUAGAAGUUUUAGGUAGCUAUAUUGAUGCUUCAUCUUUUUUACAAAAUGAAUUUUAUAAAUUAAUUCUUAAUUUUAAACAAUUAUUAGGUGAUGAAAUUUGGGAAAAUCAAAUUUUAAAAUUUGUUAAUCCAAAAAUUAGACCAAAUAUUUCUAUAUAA